AUGCCUUCCGGGGGUCGCUGCUGGGAAACCCUGCAGGCGCUGCGCUCUUCGGACAAAGGCCGUCUCUCCUACCACCGUGACUGGCUCCUGCAGGGUGAGGAUAUUUUAGAAGAAUGUAUGUCUCUUCCCAAGCUAUCUGUUUACUCUGGAUGGGUAGUAGAUCAUGUCUUACCUCAUUCACAAGACAGCUUGUCGAUCUCUGAGACAUCUGGACCUACUUCAACCGUAGACAAAUCCUCAUUUGUUCCCAGAUCUCCUAUCAGAAAGCCUGUAUUCUUACCUGCCUGCCUCACAACACCAGAUGAAACCAAGGGCAAACCUGAAUCCCAACAUUCAGAAUCCAUUCUACUUCAGUCCCCACGGGGGAUGGAAGUGGAAGGCUGCAUUCGAAUGUAUGAACUUGUACACAGAAUGAAAGGAACAGAGGGCCUGAGGCAAUGGCAGGAAGAACAGGAAAGGAAAGUGAGAGUCCUCUCUGAGAUGGCAUCUGAACAAUUGAAGCGGUUUGAUGAACGGAAGGAAUUGGAGCAACAUAAAGAAUUCCAGGACUUACGAGAAGUUAUGGAAAAGAGUACCAGAGAAGCCCUGGGCCACCAGGAGAGGCUGAAGGCAGAGCAUCAGCACAGAGCAAAGAUUCUGAACCUGAAGCUGCGGGAGGCAGAGCAACAACGUCUGAAACAAGUGGAGCAAGAGAGACUUCGGAAGGAAGAGGGCCAGGUCCGCCUGCGGAGCCUCUAUGCACUGCAGGAGGAGGUGCUGCACCUCAACCAGCAGUUGGACUCUUCCCACCAGCACAAAGACCUGCUUAAGAUCGACCUAUCUGCCUUCCAAACCCGAGGCAACCAGCUGUGCAGCCUCAUCUCGGGGAUCAUUCGGUCCACUUCUGAGAAUGGCUUUCCUACUGCAGAGGACCAAGCUGUGGCAGAGGCAGCUCUGCAGGAAAUGCGGGAUCUGCUUACAAACUUGCAGCGUGAAAUCACCAGAGCCUGUGAAGACAAACAAAAGCAGGAGCAAAAGGAGACCCUUGUUAAACAACAAGAAUCAAAGGUGCAGCAGAAGCAAGAGUUGCCAGCUCCUAGCCAGGGCCCAAGAGGAAAACAGAAAGAAGACCUACAGUUGAAAGUACAAGACAGUACAAUGCAGUGGUACCGGAAGCUACAGGAAGCUUCACAUCAGUGUGUAUUGGCCUUUGAGGAACUGGCCAACAGCAAGGACAGUCAGACCAAAAAGAUAAAGAUGGACCUGCAGAAGGCUGCCACAAUCCCAGUAAGCCAAAUCUCCACCAUUGCAGGUUUGAAACUGAAGGAGAUCUUCGACAAGAUCCAUACCUUGCUCUCCGGAAAACCUGUUCUGUCUCCUGGACGCUCUGUGUCUGUCACACUUAAUCCACAGGCUCUGGACUUUGUCCAGUACAAACUUGCAGAGAAAUUUGUAAAACAAGGAGAGGAGGAGGUGGCAUCUCACCAUGAAGCAGCAUUCCCCAUCGCAGUAGUGGCAUCUGGGAUCUGGGAGCUUCACCCCAGAGUAGGAGACCUCAUUCUUGCUCAUCUACAUAAAAAGUGUCCGUACUCUGUCCCUUUCUAUCCACCUUUCAAGGAAGGAAUGGCUUUGGAAGAUUAUCAGAGGAUGCUUGGCUACCAAGUGCAGGAUUCCAAAGUGGAACGGCAGGACAACUUUUUAAAUCGUAUGUCUGGAAUGAUCCGUCUUUAUGCUGCCAUUAUUCAGCUUCGGUGGCCAUAUGGAAAUCAACAAGACAUUCACCCUCAUGGUUUAAACCAUGGCUGGCGCUGGCUGGCACAAAUCUUAAACAUGGAGCCCCUGUCAGAUGUGACAGCCACCUUACUCUAUGACUUCUUAGAGGUGUGUGGCAAUGCUCUCAUGAAGCAAUACCAGGUCCAGUUCUGGAAGAUGAUAAUUCUCAUCAAAGAGGACUACUUCCCCAGAAUUGAAGCUAUCACAAGCUCAGGACAGAUGGGUUCCUUUAUACGUCUCAAACAGUUCUUAGAGAAAUGUUUGCAACAAAAGGAGAUCCCGGUCCCCAGAGGCUUUUUGACUUCUUCCUUCUGGCGUUCCUGA
Messenger RNA from Elephantulus edwardii (Cape elephant shrew), 2076 nucleotides. RefSeq names its product GLE1 RNA export mediator (gene GLE1). The record is from RefSeq and is a predicted model, not a curated record. The coding region runs from base 1 to 2076 and encodes 691 amino acids. Lineage: Eukaryota; Metazoa; Chordata; Mammalia; Macroscelidea; Macroscelididae. Gene Ontology annotation, cellular component: cytoplasm; nuclear pore; nuclear pore cytoplasmic filaments. Gene Ontology annotation, molecular function: inositol hexakisphosphate binding; translation initiation factor binding; phospholipid binding. Gene Ontology annotation, biological process: regulation of translational initiation; poly(A)+ mRNA export from nucleus; regulation of translational termination. The transcript is spliced from 16 exons.